ACUCUCCACUAUCAAACAACACUGAGGCCUUGCUGGAGAAUAGCAAACUCUGUCUUGACUAAGACUCCAACCUAACACUUUUUCUUUUUCUAGGUUGUUGCAGCCCAGGUAAACUCAAUGUGUCAUUUCCCCCUGGAAAUCAGUCUGGAACAAGACACAGUUGAUACUGUGCCUAAUUUGCCUGAGUGAACUUUUGAUAAAUUUGACAGCAACAGAAAAACUGAACAUGCACAAGAUUGUCACCAACACACAUUUCCUUGCCUGUGUGGACAAGAAGAUCUGUAAUUCUAAACAAUGUCAAAUAGCACUGCUGAAUUGUUUAGGUGCACUGAGGGUCCAUGCCCACCCAAGGUUAAAGUAAAAUGACAGAACCAAAGGUAGCAUCAGCAGCCCCUCAUCAGUGAUGGUCGAGUACCUCAAUUUUACUGACUUAUGCAAGUUAUAGACCUGCCUCUGAAUGGUGGAUGCUAAUGUACAGUCUCCAUUUAUCUCUCAACAAACACCCAAAACAGAUGAUCUAGUAAUUAAUUGCUCUAUGUGGAAGCUUGCUCUGUACAAAUUAGCUGCAAAGUCUCUUGAAGUUACCACAGUGGCUACAAUCCAACUGCAAUUGAACUGCGAUGUAGAAUAUUAAGUCUUUCUAUAGUUAUGAAAAGAAGAAUGUGAGAGAUGCAGAUUGUGAGGCAGCAAGGAUGCUAUACAUUAGUACUCUGGACACUAUUAUCAUUGGGGUUAUUUAAUAAGGAAUAGUGUGUGGAAAUUUGCCUAGUUUAACCCUUCAUUGGAUGAGACCUUGACAUUAUUUGAAUGCUGUUUGGUUUAAGAGAGCUGUUGAAGCCUUACACACACAUCUGAGCACAAAAUAUAGACAGACACUCCUGUGGAGCACAAAGGCAUUUCUGCAAUAUUGAUGGUUACAUCUUUGAAAGAGACGUUGAACAAAAGCACAGUUAAAAGCAGAUUUUUGAGUCACAAUUCCACUUGUGCUUGUGAGCAAUGCUUUUAUGUUUGCGAUACUUCUUUGCAAAGUAUUUUAAAAUUGAAUAUUUUGACUGUGACCACUCCUCAAAAUUAUUUAAUUUGAGGUGAAGCACAUUGGGAUCUCAUGUUUUUCAUGGCAUGAAAUUGGCAUAGAGUCUCGUCUACUGGGAAUUAACAAUGUAAAACAACAACGGUUAACAACUAAAUCAAACACUCCAUACAGAGAAUAAAUCUCUUCAAGACUUAAAAAAAACUGUGAGCACAUUAUAUGAGGACAAUCUCUACCUUGCAAUGAAGAACACGGUUAUUCGAAGGAAGUGGAGAAUCCGGGGUUGCUCUUCUUUAAAGCAGAAUGGAGAAGGAGAAAGGUCAACUUGAGAUGGCAGUCAAACACUCAUCUCGUCACACAGCUGAAUCAGACAUCAGGGACCAACAGGAACUCCCAGUUAGCCAGAUGGAGAGCAAAAGAUCUGAGAUCAGCGAAUACAAACGCUGCACAAAAAUGUGCCUCCCAGAGAAAGUUUUAACUGAAGGAACAGCAAAACAAGAAACAGAUGAAAAUGGAAGCAAAUAUUCAUACAUCGCACAGGCGACAGGUGUGGGGAACCAGAAGCUCAUUCCCAGUUGUGAGAAGCCGCAGUUUAUUGCUACACCUAACAGUUACAGUAACCAUGCAGAAAGGUUGAGUUUAGAAAGUAUUCCAAAUAAUGUGGCAAAGCUCGUCAAAGGACAACUGCCCCAGUUACAACAGGACCAUGAACUUCAUAAAUAUCCCAGAAGGAAGCGUGGGAAGAGAAAAUCCAAACAUAAGGUCAAGGGGAAGACCAAAGCUUCGCAAAAUCGAUCAAAGACCCCUGAGCAGGAGAGCUGUCCUCCAAUACCAGUUCAAGAAGACGAUGCUGACAACAGCACCUCUGACUUUUGCAGCAGCACUACCAUCAGUGGCAGCAGCUGUUGUGAUCUUGAAAAAGUUCACCUCCGCACAGUCGAGAGAGAUUCUCUUGGGUUCUGUGGGUUAGGUCUGCAGAACCGCUUCCGGGAAGAUGAAAAAAUUGAGAAUAUAUACUAUAAUAUUCAAAACUUGGAAAACACGGUGAAGAAAUCUAAUGUCAGGCCUAUACCCUCAUCAUCAACGAAAAAUAGCGGCCUCAUGCACAAUAUGGCCUUGCCAAAAGUGGCAAAGACUUUCGACUGGAAGUUACACACUGGCUCAGUUCGGCAACCUGAAUUAAACCAGAUUGAUCCAACUGAGACAUUCAAAAAGCAGGAACUUUGUUUGAAAAAUAGUGCAGCUAUGCUGUACAUCAAUGAUGAAGGAGGAGACACUGGAAUAAGGAUUCCUGAUUCAAUCAGUGCAGAAGAGACCUCUCCACCACAGUUCUCUGCCAGUCACAGUGAUGCUAGGAAGGGCUAUGUGAUCUCUGACAGUAUAAUGUACUUGGGAAAUCAUGCACUACAGUGGGAAAUCUACUCGGAUAGGUGGAAACAAAAGGAAAAGUUUCCAGAAACUAAUGAAGGUGUCCUUCAGCAUGAGAAAUUGCAACCUGUGGACUAUCAGUACAAAGAAAACAGGCAAUGGUCGCUCAUCUCCAGCCCUCUGGGUGUUGGAACCUUUGGGGAAGUGUAUGUGGCAAAGGAUCAUUCUACUGAUUUCACCUGUGCUGCUAAAAGGAUUCAUUUGGCUAAUUUCCAGCCACAAGAGUUACUGACCUGGAGCAAGGUUAACUCCCGGCGAAUUGUUCCACUAUAUGGGGGAGUACGAGAGGGGGAAAUGAUCACUCUUUUUAUGCAACUGAUUCAAGGUGGAUCCAUUGCACAGCUAAUAGUGAACAAAGGACCUCUUCCUGAAGCUCUGACUCUGCAUUACACUGGGCAUGUCCUGGAAGCACUGGAACAUUUACACACUCAUGGAAUUGUGCACGGAGAUGUUAAAGCCGACAAUGUGCUGAUAUCGCAGAGGGGUUUGGAGGUUUAUCUUUGUGACUUUGGACAUUCAACGCAAUUGAAAUCAGUGGGCAAGAGCACACCACAUGGCAGUCACUGCUUUGGGACAGUGACACACAUGGCCCCAGAGGUUGUUGCAGGCCAGGGAUUUGGUGUGAGAGCAGAUAGCUGGAGUGUUGCUUGUAUGAUGCUGCACAUGUUAACUGGCUGUCAUCCCUGGAAAAAUGUUUCCACAAAUCAAUUGCUGCUUAAGAUUGUGACACAUGAUCCUCCAGUGGAUGAAAUCCCACCCACGUGCAGUCCACACACGGCUAAUGUCAUCAGGGCUGGUUUGGUGAAAGACCCACAAUACAGAGCUACAGUAUCUGAACUCCAUGCCCAGGUGCACAGAGCGCUAGCCGUACUGCGACAACGGGCUACAGGCGGUUCUCCGACUAAUCCUGUUCAGAAAAUAACUUGUGCUUCUAAGUCAAAUGAUGACGGUUGUGAUGGUGGAGCGACUGCCCUGGCACCGGACCUGAACGGUGGACACUGUACCACAAGAGGCCGGCCUCCUCCUGGAUCAGAGCCAGUGCCAACCAACAUUGACUCAAACAAGCCCAGAUUCUGUUACCUGAAGGGAGGUCCACUCAACGUGGGCAAAAUGGGCUCAGUGGAAACUCUGACCAAGAAAAGUUUGCCACCAGCCUAUCAAAGACGGCCUCGACCCAAAAACCUAAUUCGACUCGCCUGUAACUUUAGCCAGCUGCUUCUGCGUGAUGAAGAGAUUCAGAUCCCUGAGGAAGUGACUGAGCCCUUCAGUGACGAAGAAGAUCUGUCCACUCCCUCACCACUAUUGUCAUUGCCUUCAUUUCAGAAUAACGAGGCAGACAGGAAACUGUUGGAAGAGUAUGGGAACCUGCAGAGAGAAUUUUUACUUUACAACUUAUCGCAAGUGUUUCCGGAAAGGUUGGAAGAUCACAUAUUAGAUGUGUUAAGCAGUGACGCAUACAGCAUAAUGGAAGACUAUGAUAAGGAUUCUCAAAAAGGAAUGCCUAGCCUCAGUGGUAACUAUAGCUCUGGAAUUCAUUCAAUGUCUUGGAAUAGUCUGACUGAUGGCCAUAGUGCCAGCUUUAGUCUCAGUCAGCGACUAGAUCACCAGCAGGACAUGCCAAGUCUUUUCAAUGGAGUUGAAGCUAGAAUCCACACAUUCAGUGGAGAGUGUCUGAUUGUACAUGAUAUGCGAAGAGCUACCGUUGGCCAGGUGGCUACAGGAAUCAGUAAUCUGAUCCAGAUUCCUAGUUUCUCGCUGGUGAAACAAAAUGGGCAUCCUAUUUCCCCAGACUUUGAAAUUCCAGAUUCUGGAAUUGACCUGCGGUGCACUCCAGCUUCCAACUACAGCAAUUCCUGGACCUGGAGGGUUAAGGACGGAAGUCUAAAUUUCAAGUCUUAAUUUAAUUUUUCUGUAUGUAUCUUCUGUAUACUGGGAUGAUAACUCCGAUUUGUUAUUUCAGUCAUCAAAACUCCGAUUUCCUUAACCACUUGGAUCCUCAAACCACGAGGAAAGUCCAAACUAAAACUCAAACCUGGAGUUCUAAAAACUGUUGUUUAUGUUGAAAUUCAGUGUGAAAUUCCUAAUUUAUUGUGUCCUUUUAAAACCUAAAUUGGAUUAUUCAUUACAUACAUUUCUUUAAGGAAAAUAAUUGUUACUUAUUUAGAAACUGUGGAAUUAUGAAGAGUUUCAGAGUAUCUAAUUGUUUGCAAGUACAGGAAAUCCCCGUUUAUAAAUAUGCAAUAUAACACUGGCAAAUAUUAUGCAUCUAAAUAACUGAAUUAUUGGGGCAAUAAAGUUGCUGAGAGUUUGCUAUUGUCAGGCAAAUAACCAUAAUCAAUGGCAAAUAACCAUUCUCAAUGAUACGCUUUGGGGUUGAAUUUCCAUGGAAAGUUACAAGGUGUUUGGUGAAGUGCAUUACAGAGGGCUGGGUAAUCAGAAGAUCAGAAUACAAGAUAAUUGGUUGGGAAAACAUUAGGAGAAAUUUUGCUUUUGUUUUUUUUUUGCAGCUAGUUGUUAUAAUCUGGAAUGCUUUGCCAAAAGGGCAUUGACAGAAGAUUCUACAAUAGUUUUCAAAGAGAAAUCAGGUCAUCACUUGAAAGAAAAAAACAUUGCAGGAGAUCUUUUGUAUGUGUGGACUAGUUAUAAGCUGUUUCAAAGAGCACAGAUGAGGGGCCAAAUGGCCUCCUUCAUUACAUGACUCUCCGGUCAUCUGCAAUAGUAGUAUAACAAGCACUCUAAGAUGGAACAACAAAGGGUUCCAUUGGCAAUGGUGCAGUGAGGACUGGUUGCAAUGGUGAAACAGUUCUACAACUGUAAAACUAACCUUCAGAAACCAGGCUGUGCCAUUACCCUUGUGUGAUGCUUAGUAUUUGCUGGUUCAGAUUCCACACCUCAGUGACUUAAAUACACUUUCGAAAAUUACUAUUUAUUCAGUUUGUGCAAAUGGGUUUUCAAAAGCAGUUUGACCUAAUGCUUGCUUUCAUUUUGCUGUUUCAAUUAUAAAUUUUACAAUAACUUCCAGUUAUGUUUUAGUAUUAUAGGUUUUGAAUGUAACUCCUUUAGAUUGUCCUUGGUGUCAGAGGAACAGAAUCACCUUCAGUUGAUUCCAAAAUAGAAGUCAACAGAAGGAGAUAAUACACUGGACAUUUUGAGAUAAGCUAAGCGUAUUGACUUUCUGGCCACUUCUCGCUGUUCUUGCCACUGAUACAGUUAUCAACCUUGAUAGGUCAGAGUUCGGUUGUCUCGAUGGUUUUAUUUUUUCUCCCCAUUCAGUUGAGUUGAGGCUGCUCAAGCCUUUCACAACGUAGUGUUCAGUGGGAAUGUAUCAGGUCAUGUGGGCCGUGGAGGCUGAAGAGCAAACUGUUGGCCACCAUGUGGAGUCUGUCAUCCCAUUGAGUGUGGCAAGGGGUGAGCUAAUCCACCUUGUGUGGGGUCAUGGUGAUGCAUUCUUUCCCCAUGAAAAACAUUACUUUGUGUCAGCUGUGGUACAAGAUGGUGACGAUGCCACUUUCUGCAUCCUGACCACCUGUCCCUUCCAAGAGGCAGACCAUUGGGGAAACUAAGCUGCCGCGGGAUAGGAUGAGGGAAGACUAACUCAAAGGUCUCACCUUUUUAGGAGAAUAAAAUAAUGAGAGGCCAUAUUUUAUUUUAUUUUUUGUGUUCUGUGGAAGAACCAAUAUAUUAAAGAUUCUCAUGACAGAUGAAUCAUUGAGGAUCACUACAGAUGUGCAGCUUUGGUUGACUGGGGAAGACUCACUAUCCCCGUACAUGUCCAGCCAAAUGAGAAUGAUCUCUUUGCCACUGGUCAGUUCUAAAGGGAUUUUCAUUGCUGGAAAGUGCUGAAGUGAUUUGACCAAAUUAAUUUUAAUAUGAAAAAGGCCUCCCUGGAGCUAUCUUUAAUAAGAAAUAAGUGCAUGUUAAUAUAGAGUAAGAUUCCUAUCUUUGGCAUUAUGAAGCAUUACUACGAGUUGUGGAAACUGAGUGUGUUUUCUAUUUCCUGGGAUUUAUGUCAUUCCUGAGAUUAGUAUGGGACUUUAUAACUUGUGCAAUCUCAGAAUUGUAUUUUGUAAAAUGAAACAAGGGCUGGGCACUGGGACUUGAAAGAAUACCUCUAAUAUUACCAGUCUGCAAGACCACUUUGAAGGUUCUUGUGUUUUACUCUGCCAUACCUGAGACAGUUUAUAAACUUUGGGGUUAUGUCACAGGUCUGGUUUGAACUGAAAUUAAAGUAUUGCUAGUUUCUCCUGAAAAUCAGAACGGUCAGUUUUGAAGUCAUCAAACAGCAUGGCUGAAGUGAAUUUGAGUCAAUGAUGAUGGCGAGUGUGCAUGCCUCAACUAAAGUCUGUUGGCUCACUAUUAAAAGAAAAUUAAUAAAAAGACUGGUCAUCAGUAUAAUCUGCCAUAAUGUCCAUUAGCAGCUAAUAACAGUCCUCCUUUCCCAGGAUUGAGUUUGAUUGCUAAUCAUUUAUAUGGAUCUUUUCUCAUAUAAUAUUUUUAAAUAUAUAUAUUUUGAAGUUGUAUUUUUUGAAUGGGAAAUAUAAUUAGUGUUAUAAAUAAUAUAGCUUUUAAUCAGAAGCAGGACCUUUGCUGUACUGAAGGAACUUAUGUCAAGGACUGGAUUUUUGUGGAGUCAGGGAAAAUGCUGGGCUGGACCCAAACGUGGUAGUUCCACCCACUUUUCCAAAGGUCCAAGUCUUGUAGUGUGGUUAGUUGGAUUGAUAGAGGCUAGCCUCGGUAUGUGGUAAAGGAUAGGUUCCAACUAAGAUGGACAGUUUGUGUCCUAAUAGGAAGGGAUAUUUGUGAGUAAGAAACUUUAAGGAGAAUUCAAACAUUUUGACUUCAUAAUUAAACUUUACUGAUUGGCCAAUAAUGAAUAAACAGCAUAGAGAGUUAAUACCAGUCAUUUUCAGUAUUUUAAUGCCUUUAUUUAUGCAGCACAUUUUAUAAUCUGGAAAGUAUGGUGGUAGCAAAUUCAAUAACUUCAAUAGGCAGUUGAAGAAAUACUUGAAGGAGGAAAGAUUAUGAAGAAAGAGCAAGGGAGUGGAAUUAAUCAGAUUAUUUUUUCAAGAGCCAGCACAGACAUAAUGACUUCCUCCCAUGUGACGAUUUUAAACUGUACAGAAAAAUUCUGUUUAAAAAAAAAAUCUCACAACACCUGGUUAUAGUCCAAUAGGUUUAUUUGAAAGCACUAGCUUUUAGAGCACCGCUCCUUCAUUAGGUGGUUGUGGAGAAUAAUUAACUUUGUCCACCCUAGUCCAAUGCCAGCACCUCCAAAUCAGAAAAAAAUCUGUAUUUAGUUAAAGUAGUUGAAUAUGUAACAUUCUCAAUUCAUCACCUGAUAUUGUUCCCAGUACUGAUGUAUCUAUAAUUAUCUUCUGCCUGUUGGCAUAAAGCUCACAAGCCAUACUUGAAACAUAUAUUUGGAAGGGCAGGGGCACUAGAAUCUUUUGCAUAUCUAAAAUAGAUGUAUAGCUUGAGAGGCUCCCACUCCUAUUGUUAGGUCUUUAUUAAAAUGCUGGUGACAACAUUACUGUGACUCUAGAGUUUAUAAUCUGGUUGCGCACACUGGUGUUAGUGCCACAUUUCAAGUCUUGUGCCCUUCCCUAUGCUUUUAUUGAAUGUGUCUUAAAAUGAUGAUGCAACUGAUUAAUGAAUGUAACUUUUUUUUGAUGAUUGUGGUAGCAAUAACAAAGUAGCUUGUACUUUUAUUCAGGGGAUAUUCAUGAUAAGCUUAUUUCAUUAAUGUGAACAAAGGAUAUUUUGAAAUGAGUUAAAUGUAAUUUUUUUGCCUUGAAGUAUCACUUUGCACAAUAUCAUUGAUUUGUACCCAGGUGAAUUAAUAAAGCAUUUUUAAAGUUGUA
Messenger RNA from Chiloscyllium plagiosum (whitespotted bambooshark), 8319 nucleotides. RefSeq names its product mitogen-activated protein kinase kinase kinase 14a (gene map3k14a). The record is from RefSeq and is a predicted model, not a curated record. Gene Ontology annotation, biological process: canonical NF-kappaB signal transduction; protein phosphorylation. Gene Ontology annotation, molecular function: ATP binding; protein kinase activity. Lineage: Eukaryota; Metazoa; Chordata; Chondrichthyes; Orectolobiformes; Hemiscylliidae.